Messenger RNA from Rotaria sordida, 4740 nucleotides. Lineage: Eukaryota; Metazoa; Rotifera; Eurotatoria; Philodinida; Philodinidae. The record is from the annotation of a GenBank genome assembly.
AUGAGCAAUAACAAUCAACCUAAUAAACAGGAUUCAUCAAAUAUUUCACCAAUGUUUACUAUUCCACCAUCAUCAAUGACUUCUAUACCACCUCCAUCAUCACCAGUUCCCUUUGCUACUUUCUAUCAAUCAUAUAUUCAAGCUGCCGCUAUGUAUGCAUCUCAUCAACAACAUCAACAACAAUUUUUUCAACAUAUAUUUUCUGUACCUCCUCCACCUUUACCUAAUUCAAAUGUUUCAACUGGAAAUCGACCAUCAUUAUCUACAGAUAAUUCACAAAGAAGAACAACAGAUGUAAGACAAAUAUCGACUUCAAAAAAUGAUUAUCAAGAUCGAAGACGAAAUUUUGUUUCUUCAUCAUCAUUACGUGAUAAUAAUAAUAAACAAAUAGGAAAUAAACGUUCAUAUAAUUUUGAUCAAUCAUCUCGUAAUGAUGAUCGAAAUAUUCCACGUCGUGAACAACCUGUAUCACCAGUAUCAAAAAGACAUCGAAUAAAUAACAGUAUAAUCGAAGAUGAAUAUCAUGAUUCAAGUUCUGAUGAAGAUAUAAAUGAUGUAUCUACAACGAAAAUUAAACCACAAUAUGUACGUACAUGUGUAUCUGAACUUUAUUAUCGACGUGAUGAACAAAAUUCUCGUUUAAUUCAUGCAACACAAAAAUUAAAAGAUCUUUGUGCAAAAUUUCGUUCUGAUCUUCUUUUUCAACGUGAAAUAUUUCGUAAAGAAAAUAAAAUUUUUGAUGAACCUGAUCAUUCAUAUAUGUUUCAUAAAGCAAAACAAAUUGGUUCUAAUAUAAAAUCUAAUAAAUCUCAAAUAAAAUCCAAAGAUACAUCAAGUGAAAGUGGAGAAGAAGAAGAAGAUGAUGAUGAUGAUGAAGAAGAGGGCGAAGAAGAAGGUGAAGCAACAGCAGCAAGUUUAGCCAGUGAUAAUUUACUUACAUUAGAAAUUGAACGUAAACAACAAGUAUCUAAUCGUUUACAUCCAGAACUUUGGUUUAAUGAAUAUAAACAGGGUAAUGAUGGUCCUGUAUGUCGAUGCAGUAAUGAUGAUCGUAAAUUUGGUAUUCGUCAUCAAAUGUUUUAUGGUGAAAAGCCAAUAAUACCAUGUGAAAAAUGGAAUAAUAAUGCUGGUCGAUUGUUUCAUUAUCGUAUUACUUUAACACCGGAAACAAAUUUUGUUUUAAAAGAACCAACAGUGAUAACUUAUGAUGAUCAUGAUUAUAUAUUCGAAGGUUUUUCUGUUCUUUCUCAUGUAUCAUUAGCUAAUGUGAAUGAUUGUAUUGUUGUUUAUCAUAAUAUUGAUUAUGCAAUUGGUUUAGAAGAAGAAUCUCCAUUAGAACAUUAUACAAUCGAAGAACUUGAUCUUCUUCAACAAUAUCUUCUUAUUGAUGUUUGUGAAUUAUAUGAUAUUCAAUGGCGGCCAUUAAAUAAUAAUAAUGAUAUAUCAACUUGUACAUGUUAUCAUUUUUUUCCUCGUUUUGCACGUAUUUUACCUGAUAAUGGAAAAGAAUUACUUCAUCCAGCUGAACAAAUACAAUAUUUUCUUAAACAUCUUAAACCUUUAAUGCCUAAUGAUUUAUAUUCACGUUGUAAAUCAAUGUCUGUUGAUGCAUGGGAUAAAUAUGUAUCGAAAGUACAAGGUUCAAUUGUUUGGUUUCCAAAACAUCGUCCAGGUGCUAUUAGACUCGAUCAACUCGAUCGAGAAAAUAGUUCUUAUCCAGUUAUUGUUCAUUUUGGUAUUCGUCCUGCUGUUUUAUCCAUUCAAUAUAAUCAAGAAUAUCGUCAAGCAUAUAAAUCUUAUUUAAAAGUAUUUUUUCUUUUAAAAAAUCGUACACCAACUGAAGAAGAUAAAGCAAAUUUACGUGAUAAAGAACAACGUUUAAAACAAAUUGUUGCUAAACAUGCUGAACAAUUAAAACGUGAAAUUGUUGUAGAAAUAUCAUCUGAAUAUGCAUAUCGUACUGGUUUUAAAUCUGAUAUAAUUCAACGUUCAUUAUUAUUAUCAUCAUUACAUGAUCAUUUACGUUUUCAUCAAUCAUUAACUGAAUUAGAAAAUCAAUUAGUUGGAUAUCAAUUUCAUAAUCGUUGGUUAAUGCAAUUAGCAUUAACACAUCCAAGUGGAAAUUAUGUUUUACAUAAUAAUCUUGGUCCAAAUCCAGAUCAUGUUAAAAAUACUUUAGCAAAUUGUCGAAUACGAAAUACAGUUUAUGGUGAUCGAAAACAAUUAUUUCGACCAAUAACUAAACGAGGAGUAUCAACAUUAUUUAAAAUAAUGGCUAAAAAAGCUAAAACAUGUGAACAUAUAUCAGAAAUAACAAAUUAUGAACGAUUAGAAUUUCUUGGUGAUGCUUUAUUAGAAUUUCUUGUAUCAAUACAUUUAUUUUUUUUAUUUCCACAAUUUGAUGAAGGUCGUUUAUCAACAUUUCGUGUUGGAUUAAUUCAAAAUCAUUUUUUUACAUCAUUAGCACGAAAUCUUUGUUUACAACAUUUUAUUAUUUAUAAUCAUGGACCAGAUUUAUGUUCACAUUCUGCACUUAAUCAUGCAUUAGCAAAUUCAUUUGAAGCAUUAAUGGGUGCAAUUUAUCUUGAUGGUGGAUUGGCUAUUGUUGAUAAAAUUUUAUCGAAAAUUCUUUUUUAUCAAGAUAAACAGUUAAGUUAUAUAUGGGAUAAUUUACAAGAAUAUCCAUUAAAAGUUCAAUAUCCAAUUAGUGAUCGUCAUUUAAUUGAACAAGUACCUUUAUUAAAACAAUUAACUAAAUUUGAACAAGAUAUUGGAUUAGAAUUUCAACAUAUUCGAAUGUUAGCACAAGCUUUUUGUACAAGACCAAUACCACAAAAUGAUUUAACUAUUGAAGAUAAUGAAAGAUUAGAAUUUCUUGGUGAUACUGUACUCAAUUUUGUUGUAAGUGAUUAUUUAUAUCGUCAUUUUCCUGAACAUCAUGAAGGUCAUUUAUCAUUACUUCGUUCAUGUACUGUUUCUAAUCCAACACAAGCUGUGAUCUAUGAUGAAUUAGGUAUGCAAGAAUAUGUAGAUUAUGUUCGUGAACAACUUCGUAUAACAACACCAAAAUUAAUUGAAAAAUCUUUAAAAGCUAAAGCAGAUGUAUUUGAAGCAUUUAUAGCUGCUUUAUUUAUUGAUCAAGGUUUAGAAUCAAUUUAUGCAUUUUGUCGUGCAACUAUAUUUCCACGUUUACAAGAUUUUAUAUCAACACAACAUUGGAAUGAUCCAAAAUCAAAUUUACAACAUUGUUGUUUAGCAUUACGUGAUCCAAAUGAUCGUAAUCCACCAUUACCUGAAUAUCGAGUUUUAAAAUCUAUUGGAUCAUCAAAUAAUGUUCAAUAUAAAGUUGGUGUUUUUUUUCGUAAACAACGUUUAUCUGUUGGUAUUGGACGAUCAAUUCAUGAUGCUGAAAUGGCUGCUGCAAAAAAUGCAUUGGAACAACAUGCACAAAUGUUUCCAUUAUUAAAUUAUCAAAAAUCAGUUUUAGCUUCGUCAAAUCAUUAUUAUAAUUCGAGACGUAGACUAACAACAACAACAAUAUCAACAAAAACAGGUAAUAAAAAUGAGAAUAAUCGACAACAACCAUUUUCAUUACGAAAUGUUAAAACAAGAGGUAAUGUUUCAUCAAUGAUUAUUACAUCGGCAAAAGUCACAACUCUUAUUAAAGAAGCCAGUAAAGCUAUUAGUUAUGCAUUAACAACUUUAAUUUGGCCUAUACUUACAUUUAUUCUGAAUAUUAGUUUUAUUAUUUUGGGUAUUCUAGUUCUUGCUUAUUAUUCAACUUUGGGACGAUCUAUUUAUCUAAUAAGUUGUAAUCAAGAUUUUGGUCAAUCAUGUCAAAAUGAAUCUUCUCGUACAUAUGUUAUAUCAAAUGAAUCAAAAAAAUUAAAUAGUCAUAAUUGUAAUCCAGAUAAUUUUUCACAAUUAAAUUGUUCAAUAGAUCGUAUUCGAUGUGUUUAUGUAUCAUAUGGUUUUGUUGAUGAAACAUUUGAAAAUUAUUUCAAUACAAUAUGGAGCCAUCGUUUAUCUCAAUUUUUUAGUCAACAUUCAUGGUUGAUUAAUAUUUUUAAUAUAUUUAUUAUCUAUUGGUUAUUAGCAUUAACAAUUGCACUGGAAGAAAUGGUUUUAGCAUGUACAUUUGCUUAAAUAAAUCAAUUAAAUGAAAAAUAUUGUCAUAGUUAUUUUCAUAAAUGUCUUUGUCUUCAAGGUUUAUCAAUAACAUUGCAUCAUCAUUUGGGUACUAUUGCAUUUGAUAGUUCAUUUAUUGCUAUUAUUGAUGUAAUACGAACUUUAAUCGAUUUAAUUAAAGAUCGAAUGGAAACAAUGAAUCUUGUUAGUUAUGGAAAAUGUUGUUUAAUAUUAAUUAAAGGUUGUCUUAGUUGUGUUCGAUGUUGUUUUCAAUUUUUUUCAAGAUAUACUUAUAUUAUGACAGCGAUCAGUGGUAAAUGGUUUUGUUCAUCAGCUUUUAUUGCAACAAGAUUAUUAUUAAAAAAUUGUUUACGUAUAUUUGUAGUUGAUCGUAUUUGUGCCAUUCUUUUAUAUAUUGGACGAACAACAAUCACAAUUGGUUCGUGUGUUUUCACUGCUUAUAUUCUUGAUAAAAUUGAAACAAAUAUUAAUUUACAUUUUUCAUGGUUUCCCGUACUUAUUAUUGGUCUAAGUGUUUAUAUAAGUUCAGCAAUAUUUCUUAAUGUUUAUUUAAUAGCAUCAUCAACAUUAUUUUUUCUGUGUUUUAUAUGA